CCUGACGUCUCCCUCGUUCGCUCACACCCAGCGGCCAGCCGGUGCGGGCGGCAGGAGGCAGAACCGCCACCCUCCCAUGCAAAUCAGCCCCAGGGGUGCAGCCGGGUUUCUCCCGCUGCUGCAGGGCAAUGCUCCUGGGGAGGCGCUGGGGAAGAUGCAACCUGGGGCGCUGUGUACUCUUCCUUGUGCUGGCCCUGCUGCUCGACGCCGUGGGCCUGGUCCUUCUGCUGCUGGGCGUCUUCGCCUCCCUCGAUUACUGGGACUUCUUGGUCUACACGGGGGCCCUGACCCUGGUGUUCAGCCUGCUCUUCUGGAUCACCUGGUAUUCCCUCAACAUCGAGGUACCUCUUGAGAAGCUGGACUUGUAGUUUGGCCGUGGGCACAGGAGGAGGGACGCAGGCUCCACAGGCAGCUGGCCGUGAACCUGGGGCUGCUGCGCGGCCGGAGGGGUAGGGGCGUGUUUCCACUCCCACCCAGAACGCCCCACGGGGGAGCAGGUGAGUGCACAUGAGGCCCGCCUGGCGGGGUGGCUGGAGAGGCUGAGAAGGAACUGGAAGUCUGCACCCCGGCUGGGGGCUCUGCCCACCUGGGUGGGCACCUGUGGUGGCCAUAGGCUGUCCUCUCCCCCUCCGGGGCCCGUCGUCCUUAUGGAGACUACAAAGAGGGUCUCCACGGCCCCCUCCAUUUCUGAGAUGCCAAGAGUGGUCCCGCCAUGCAGAACAGGAAGUUAUUCCGUCAGCUCAGAACUUUGGAGAGGAGAGCCCAUCUUGAUUGUCUGUUGGAAGACCAGCCGGCUGCAGGGGGGGAGGGGGUCUAGCACUGGGAGAGAAUGGAAAGCUCUCCAGUGGCCGUGUGUGUCCUAGCACUGAUGGAGUGGUGGCGGGGAACCACCCAGAAUGGCCCUUCUCCCUCCCUUCCUGCCUGUACCUGCAGGUGGGACACACACCACAGUGGGGAGGACCUGCCUCCACAUCCUCCCUCGGGGCACCUGCCUCCUCUUUCAGCAGCGCCCCCCCCCUCCCUCCUCACACACACUCCCAUGCGGCCACCCCCAUCCUUCACUCCCACCCCCACCCGGCCACGGCUGGCCUGGGAGCCUCAGUGGUCAGGAGACCAUGGCGGACCAUUUCGUCCACCGAGCUGCACUUUCCAGCUGGGCCAGCUGCUUGGUUGACCGCAUGUGACCAAGGAGGCAGAUCAUCGUUAAAGAUGUUUCACAGGGACGUGAAGCACCAAGGAUAGAGCCGGUCUGGCCCCCGUGACCCUGAAUUAUGGGCAGCUCUCCCCCAGGGGACUGGAAGGGGAGCCCUGGUUGGGAUAACAAUCAUCAACCCCCUGCCCCCGGUGGCCGGGAAACUGGCACAGCCGGGCACUCCCUUCCAGCGCUGGGUGUAAGGAUAAAGGUCAUUGCUGGGUUGGAAGGAGGAAAUGAUAAUCCUGCCUCUUCUGGGGGAUUCCAUCUGACCUUUGGAACCAAGAGACCAGAGCAGCCGUUUGAAGAGGUUUCGGGGAGGGUAGCCUAAACCUGGUCCUGGCAGAUGAAAGGAAGGAAAAGAGAUGGGAAGUCCGAGUGCCUGGGUCCUGCUCUGAGUGCCACCGCUCAAUCACUGGGUGACAGUGGACAGGCUGCAUUGGGUAGUAGCCUCAUCUAUAAAAUGAGGACAACAUGACCUGCCCUUGUGGUUGCAAUGGCCAAAAAAAGAGGUGCUGUCUGACAGAGCAGCGUCAGAGCCCCGGGAAGAUGUCUUCUCUUGGCCGCAUGCCCUCUACUAAGUAUCUGGGAGGAACCAGAGGCUUGCAAAGCACCCACCAGGACGCCCGCGAGUGGCACGGAUGCCAGGCUUCCGGAAGGUUCCAGUCUCCGCCAAGAGUCCGGCACCCCUGCGCCACGGCUGGCCCCCCAGCCAUUCGGGGAUGGCCCCAGAAGCCUUCAAGUUCUCAAACUGGGGCUCUGAUGGGAGCGAUCUUGCUGUGGGUUUCAGAGGCCAACUCUCGUCAAGGUCCCGUUAAAGACUAACAGCCAGAAGUGAGCACAGGAGUCCAAACGGGGCCUCCCCCAAGCACACAUCAGGCCGUGUGGCUGCUGCUUCCCCUCCCCGGCUGUCUGGACGGGCCGUGUGAGCCCCUGAAGGGCUCCGCCUCACCCAUCUCGGGACGGUGCAGGGUGGCCCAAGGGGCAUAUUCUAACACUCUGGCUGCAAAAGCAAAGCGUAGCUGAUGCUGUGCGAUGUGUGAGGGACGCCGCCCUCCUCCGUGCCUCACACGGUUUGCUAUGAAGGCAGCCCCGUCCAUUUGCACAGCCAGGCUGCCCGGGGGGCUCACAUUGAGCUUUCAGUCAGCGGAAGGCCUCCUCCAGGCGAUACCCUGACAAAGCUAGCGAGGCCUGUGCUGUCCUCGUGUUCUCCGUUUCUCGAUCCUACCUAAGAGCAGGACUCUGUUUUUAUCUUAACUCAGUUGCGUCCAGUCAAACGCAGCCCAGCUCGGAGGCUCAUCCGAUGUGCGCUUGUCCCCAGGGCUCGACCUGCCUAUGUAAUUUAUGUUUCUCCUGGUCUAAUUUUGUACUUUUUAUUUAUAUUUCACCCCUCAAAGUGUAAGUGUUCCCUAGAAGCUGCCUCAGAUGUUCUGUGCUAUGAGGCAGGAACCUAGCUAUAGAAGUAGGUUUGACCUUUGACUUUCUGCUUUAACAGGAUGCGCCGUAUUUCGGGGCGUGCGUGCUCCCGCAAGAAUCCUCCUCAACCGCCACAGCUUUACAGCAUCCUCUGCUCAGAAGUUUAACCUGCUUCUGUGCAAGUCCUGGAAUUCGACGUUGGGCACAGCACUGUGGAUGGAGACAGUGCCUGGGUUGUCCUGACACCAUGGAAUCUUCUGGAAGUUCUGUGCUUGAACACCAACCCAGCCUCUCAGAACGCGGCUGGGCUCGGAAGCCAUCAUGAAAGGAACAUUCCAGAUAAGCCAUUAAGGAAAAAGAUUCCCCUCCUCUCCAGAAGAUUCCUUGACCAUCCGCACAUGUAAUCCUACCGAUUCUCCCGAGUGGACAUUUCUUUGUGUUUCCAACCUGACUCCCCACGAGCGAGGAAGCACGUCCUCUUACCGGAGGUUCUAACGUCAGCACGGAAAGAAAAGUCACCCGUGAUCCACAUCACCUUAGGAAGCUCCUUAGGAAGACGCUGUGUUGGAGGCCCCGUUCACUUCCUUUCCUUGGUUUUUUAUCCUAGAAACGGAACGGGUUUCCCUUCCUUCCCUUGGAGCCAAAUGCAACAGCUGACUUUCAUCUGUGUUGUUCGGGACAGGCAAAUCUUGAAAGAGGGGGAGCACACGUUCUCAGAAUCUGAGGGGCCGAAGGAACUGAGAUGGGCAGAACAGCGGCGGGUUCCCGCCUCCCACAGCACGCCCACUCCAGGGACCGGUACGCCGUACUGGGACCUUCCCCCACCACCCUUGUUUUUGUGCACCUGCUACUGGGCAAUUUAAAUGCGUGCAUGACGGUUCUCCAUUUAAGUGCGCCUGUUGGUUCAACUCCCGGACCGUCUCCCAAAUUAGAGGGCGUGUUUCUGUGGGACGGGAGGUGUCUGACCACCGCUUUUCGAGUAAAUCUGUUGAUGAUAGCUGUCGUGGGUGCAGCUGGCUACUUGCUGGCCCUGGAAUUAGCCCCCCGGAAGAAAAGGGAGGUCCACGCGGGAGGGCGUCAACCGUCCGGGAUCCCUAACGAAGAGCCAGAAUGGAGAGGGGCACGGUUAGACAACGCACGUGGAAACUGGGGGCAAUCCCUCUGGGGCAAGUCUUGGUCCGCCACUGAUGGUGUGCCAGGAUGAUACUCGGGGACCCAUUAGGGUGCAGAAUGAGAGAACACGAGAACAGAGCCCAAUCUCAGAGAGCACGAGACCGGCACUUAAAAUGUUGGCGGAUCUCCGGGGGCUCUUGGGAAAUGCAAAUUCUGAUUCAGGAGGUCUGGGGAGAGGUCAAAGGUUCUGCAUUUCUAACAAGCUCCCGGGUGACGCCAUGGCUGCUGGUCCAUGUGACACACAGAAGCACAAAGAUCGGGGCGCCUGGCGGGGGGGGGGGGCCUAGUCGGUUAAGCGUCUGACUUUUGGUUUCGGC
Molecule: messenger RNA, 4098 nt
Organism: Prionailurus viverrinus (fishing cat)
Lineage: Eukaryota; Metazoa; Chordata; Mammalia; Carnivora; Felidae
Gene: TMEM238L
Product: transmembrane protein 238 like
Exons: 2
Coding region: 129-368 (79 amino acids)
Source: RefSeq, a predicted model, not a curated record